UGGCGCCACACACGGUCCACUCUGUAUAAUGGAGACUUGUUUAUAUUGUGUUCGACAAUGUUUUGGAGCAGGACGGUAUAAUUCUGGCCAUACACGCUUAAAAGAACCUCCUUCUGUUGUGUUAGAUACUAGUUAUAUGGGUAGCGAUGUUGUCAUUGUAAAGAAUGGACGCCGGAUAUGUGGGAGUGGUGCUGCGCUGGCUAACGUUCCCAUUGUCCAGGAUAAGGCCUACUUUGAAGUUAAAUUACAACAGACAGGGUCAUGGGGCAUCGGCCUUGCAACUCGACGAGCCGACCUGAACCGACUGCCACUGGGCGACAACGAGGAUAGCUGGGUGCUCAGAUGUGACGGGAAAGUGUAUAGCAACAACCAAGAGCGAGCCAGGCUGACUGAUGUACCCAACGAGGGUGAUGUUAUUGGCUUGUCAUAUGACCACAUAGAAAUGAACUUCUACCUGAAUGGUAAAAACAUGCAAUGUCCAGUUACAGGCAUCCGAGGAAUGCUGUAUCCUGUAUUCUAUGUUGAUGACGGAGCCAUAAUGGACGUAGUGUUUAACGAGUUUUUCCAUCCACCACCCAGUGGCUUUAACAAGAUUAUGAUUGAGCAAUCUCUCUUAUAGGCAAUCAGGUUGAUAAAACGAGAUAACUUGAUCACGUUAGGUGAGUCCCAUAGACUGCCAUGUUGCGCAUCUGUUACGACCAGAAGAAAUACGGCGUGCAGCUGGCAAGAACAACUAUAGACUUGUUGCUGUUGUUAGCAGGCUACUUAAUUAUGAAUAGCACUCUCUUUACUACGCUACUGUGUAGGAAUAUGCAGCAAAUACUAAGUGCAAAGUUUCUAAUGAAAUGUGCCACUUUUAAUACUUGGGUGGCUCACGCGAGCUAUGCGCGAGGCUGUAGAAACUGCCUGUUGUAUAAAUACUGGAGGAAAUGCAAUAUAGCGGUUGUAAAUGUUUCAUUCCAGGUGGGGUGAUCACUAGAUUCCACUAAUAUAGUAUGUAAAAUUUCAAAUAUAUUCAUGCCGUUGAGAGAUGUUUGAAACGUGAUUGAAAGCGCUUUGCAGGCUGUCACACUGAUACUCAUUCCAUGAAAAGUAAAUCCAUCCAGUUGAUCAUCCAUUAAAUCUAUCUAUGUCAGGCAUUAUAUAUGUGCUUUAUAUCAUAUAUGCUAAUGAUAAAAUAGCAUAUAUCACAUAGCAUAUAUCAUAUAAUAUCA
Messenger RNA from Priapulus caudatus, 1214 nucleotides. RefSeq names its product SPRY domain-containing protein 7-like. The transcript has 6 exons. The record is from RefSeq and is a predicted model, not a curated record. Gene Ontology annotation, molecular function: protein binding. Lineage: Eukaryota; Metazoa; Priapulida; Priapulimorpha; Priapulimorphida; Priapulidae. Bases 29 to 619 code for a protein of 196 amino acids.